AUGUUGUUCCAACAUCCCACUACUGGUAACCAUGAUCCAGUUAAUGCCAGUAUUCCAUGUGUAGAUGGCCCACAAGAGGCCCCAGACGAGGAAGUAGAGGGGCCCACAGGGGAGGCUGAGGGAGAGCCAUGUGAGUCUCAGGCUCCACCUGAGACUAGGUAUCCUAGGAGGACAUACCAAGAAGCUAUGGAAUCUCAAGAAUCGGAGAACUGGAGAGGAGCUAUGAAAGAGGAAAUGGAUUCUCUUCUUAAUGAUACUUUCAGCCUAACUAACCUGCCAGAAGGUAGAACGGCAGUGGGGGGUCGCUGGGUUUACACCAUCAAAGAGGGUGCUGAUGGUGAUACCUUCAAAGCUAGAUAUGUAGCAAAGGGCUACAAUCAGAAAGAGAUUGGUGACAAAGUUGUGUACAUGUUGAUAUGGGUGGAUGACAUUAUUAUUGCUGCAAGCCGAUUUGAUUUCACGGUUCCAGGUCGAUCAGUUUCGAGAAAUAUUUCCCGAAGCGGACACUCAGCCAACCGCGGUACCCCUGAGCCUACGACCGGAGACUUGGUGCGUAUUUUAAACGAGCUGUUAGGUAAUGCCCUCUCUUCCGGGUCGCAACAAGCUUACGCUAGAGCAUGGAACACGUUUCGACAGUUUUAUCAUCAGUUCUAUCGCACAGACCAGCUAAACCUCCCAUUAGGCACCCCUACUUUAGCACUCUUUAUUUCUUACUUGAGAGCUAAGCAAUUAGCCGCCUCGACAAUCCUGUCAUAUAUGUCUUCGAUAGGCUACGUACAUAAGCUAAAAGGCAUGCCGGACCCAACGCAAGCGUUUAUAAUUCACAAACUUUUGACAGCUGUCAAAAAACAAAAAUCACCAGAUGUGCGAUUGCCGAUAACAGAAACAGUGUUACACCAGCUGGUGGAUGCCCUUGUUUCCACAAAUUCUUCGGCCUCGCAACGCACGCUAUUCAAAGCAAUGUUUAUGGCGGCUUUCUACGGGUUUUUCCGCAUAGGUGAAUUAAUCCCAAAAAUAUCUGCCUUAGGCGAUCAAGUCGUUCAAAUCAGAGAUUUAGCGCUCUAUAAAAGCGGCAAAGAGAUAAGUAAACUAGUGAUAACGACUUCGCAUUUCCAGCAUACCACGAGUAAUAGGCCGUUCGAGAUAACAAUUGCGCGUUUGCCGUCGGCCAACUACUGCCCAGUGCGCGCUAUUAUGGAUUACUGCGCUGCGAGGGGAUCCCAACCAGGGCCUCUUUUUCUAUCCCAUGGUAAUCCCGUAUCUAUGUCCCAAUUUUCAUUAGAAUUAAAUCGGUGCCUUAGUUUUUGUGAGUUGGACACUUCUCGCUAUAAGAGCCAUAGCUUUCGGAUCGGAGCGGUUUGUCACACCUACGAAAAGGGCUAUUCGGAUUCCCAAAUAAGGGCUAUGGGUUGAUGGAAAUCCGAUGCGUUUAAAAUAUACAUUAGGCCCGAUACCUUUAAGGCGACCUAGUUUCGUAUAUCGCCACGAUCCUUUAAGUUCAGAUCUGGGGCUGCUUUCAGGGUUGUGGCGGAAUAUUUAUAGUGUAGUCAUAUUUUAGCGAAGGCGAUGAACUACUGGUCCACCUCGGCCCUCUCCAAGUCCUCCUCCACGGCCGCAUUACGCACAAAUGUCUUAUUGCAUCCCUCUUGCGUACAAACGCAUGGUCCUCACACACCUCGGCCCUCUCCAAGCUGAAGAUGAACUACUGGCCCACCUCGGCCCUCCCCAAGUCCUCCUCCUUGUUUGCGAGGUCGACAAAACAGUAUGUACACCAGUUCGCGUCGUUUUGUCUAGAAGUGCUUUGGUAAAUAUACAAAAAAGAAAAGACAGGUCGGACAACUAUUCAAGUACUGUAGUGUUUGCCCAUGAUAGGAGCCAAAAGACCAGCUAAUGCGUUUAAAAACGCUUUUGUCUCCAUCGGAAUGUUUUGUUUUCAACUGUGCGCCAUUUGUUGGCUUUCGUCCCGAAUGAUUUUUGCAAAAAGCUUGUCUUACCUGAAGAUAGCACCUAGACUUGCAUUUGGCUCGAUAUAUUUCAUAUCCGGCACUUUGGAACUUUUGGGAUGCGAAUAAUGGGGAUGCGAUUGUGAAUAAUAACAAUAAAAAAGAAAAAAAAGGUAUAAGGACACUUUUAGUUACAUUUGAUACAUUUGCUACAUUGCUGCUUUGCUACAGUUGAUCAAAAAAAAAAGGUAUAAGGACAUUUUUAGAUACAUUUGAUACUGCGCUUGAAGAUGAACUACUGGUCCACCUCGGCCCUCCCCAAGUCCUCCUCCACGGCCGCAUCACGCACAAAUGUCUUAUUGCAUCCCUCUUGCGUACAAACGCAUGGUCCUCACACACCUCGGCCCUCUCCAAGUUGAAGAUGAACUACUGGCCCACCUCGGCCCUCUGCAAGUCCUCCUCCUUGUUUGCGAGGUCGACAAAACAGUAUGUACACGAGUUCGUGUCGUUUUGUCUGGAAGUGCUUGGAUAAAUAUACAAAAAAGAAAAGAAAGGUCGGACAACUACUCAACUACUGUAGUACACUUUGGAACUUGUGGGAUGCAAAUAAUGGAGAUGCGAUUGUGAAUAAUAACAAUAAAAAAGAAAAAAAAAGGUAUAAGGACAUUUUUAGAUACAUUUGAUACAUUUGCUACAUUGCUACUUUGCUACAUUGCUGCUUUGCUACAGUUGAUCAAAAAGAAAAAAAAGGUAUAACGACAUUUUUAGAUACAUUUGAUACUGCGCUUGAAGAUGAACUACUGGUCCACCUCGGCCCUCUCCAAGUCCUCCUCCACGGCCGCAUCACGCACACAUGUCUUAUUGCAUCCCUCUUGCGUACAAACGCAUGGUCCUCACACACCUCGGCCCUCUCCAAGUUGAAGAUGAACUACUGGUCCAACUCGGCCCUCUCCAAGUCCUCCUCCUUGUUUGCGAGGUCGACAAAACAGUAUGUACACCAGUUCGCGUCGUUUUGUCUGGAAGUGCUUUGAUAAAUAUACAAAAAAGAAAUGACAGGUCGUACAACUACUCAACUACUGUAGUGUUUGCCCAUGAUAGGAGCCAAAAGACCAGCUAAUGCGUUUAAAAACGCUUUUGUCUCCAUCGGAAUGCUUUGUUUUCAACUGUGCGUCAUUUGUUGGCUUUCGUCCCGAAUGAUUUUUGCAAAAAGCUUUUCUUACCUGAAGAUAGCACCUAGACUUGCAUUUGGCUCGAUAUAUUUCAUAUCCGGCACUUUGGAACUUUUGGGAUGCGAAUAAUGGGGAUGCGAUUGUGAAUAAUAACAAUAAAAAAGAAAAGAAAAAGGUAUAAGGACAUUUUUAGAUACAUUUGAUACAUUUGCUACAUUGCUACUUUGCUACAUUGCUGCUUUGCUACCGUUGAUCAAAAAGAAAAAAAAAGGUAUAAGGACAUUUUUAGAUACAUUUGAUACUGCGCUUGAAGAUGAACUACUGGUCCACCUCGGCCCUCUCCAAGUCCUCCCCCACGGCCGCCUCACGUACAAAUGUCUUAUUGCAUCCCUCUUGCGUAGAAACGCUUGGUCCUCACAAACCUCGGCCCUCUCCAAGUUGAAGAUGAACUACUGGUCCACCUCGGUCCUCUCCAAGUCCUCCUCCUUGUUUGCGAGGUCGACAAAACAGCAUGUACACCAGUUCGACUUGUUUUGUCUGGAAGUGCUUUGAUAAAUAUACAAAAAAGAAACGACAGGUCGGACAACUACUCAACUGCUGUAGUUUUUGCCCAUGAUAGGAGCCAAAAGACCAGCUAAUGCGUUGAAAAACGCUUUUGUCUCCAUCGGAAUGUUUUGUUUUCAGCAAUGCUCCAUUUGUUGGCUUUCGUCUUGAAUGAUUUUUGCAAAAAGCUUUUCUUACCUGAAGAUAGCAAUUAGACUUGCAUUUGGCUCGAUACAUUUCAUAUCAGGCAUUUUGAAACUUUUGGGAUGCGAAUAAUGGGGAUGCGAUUGGGAAUAAUAACAAUAAAAAAGAAAAAAAGGUAUAAGGACAUUUUUAGAUACAUUUGAUACAUUUGCUACAUUGCUACUUUGCUACAUUGCUGCUUUGCUAAAGUUGAUAAAAAAGAAAAAAAAAGGUAUAAGGACAUUUUUAGAUACAUUUGAUACUGCGCUUGAAGAUGAACUACUGGUCCACCUCGGCCCUCUCCAAUUCCUCCUCCUUGUUUAAGAGAUCGACAAAACAGUAUGUACACCAGUUCGACUCGUUUUGUCUGGAAGUGCUUUGAUAAAUAUACAAAAAAGAAAAGACAGGUCGGACAACUAAUCAACUACUGUAGUGUUUGCCCAUGAUAGGAGCCAAAAGACCAGCUAAUGCGUUUAAAAACGCUUUUGUCUCCAUCGGAAUGUUUUGUUUUCAACUGUGCGCCAUUUGUUGGCUUUCGUCCCGAAUGAUUUUUGCAAAAAGCUUUUCUUACCUGAAGAUAGCACCUAGACUUGCAUUUGGCUCGAUAUAUUUCAUAUCCGGCACUUUGGAACUUUUGGGAUGCGAAUAAUGGGGGUGCGAUUGUGAAUAAUAACAAUAAAAAAGAAAAAAAGGUAUAAGGACAUUUUUAGAUACAUUUGAUACAUUUGCUACAUUGCUACUUUUUUUUGUUUUUGAUCAACUGUAGCAAAGCAGCAAUGUAGCAAAGGUAUAAGGACAUUUUUAGAUACAUUUGAUACUGCGCUUGAAGAUGAACUACUGGUCCACCUCGGCCCUCUCCAAGUCCUCCUCCACGGCCGCAUCACGCACAAAUGUCUUAUUGCAUCCCUCGUGCGUACAAACGCAUGGUCCUCACACACCUCGGCCCUCUCCAAGUUGAAGAUGAACUACUUGUCCAUCUUGGUCCUCUCCAAGUCCUCCUCCUUGUUUGCGAGGUCGACAAAACAGUAUGUACACCAGUUCGACUCGUUUUGUCUGGAAGUGCUUUGAUAAAUAUACAAAAAAGAAAAGACAGGUCGGACAACUACUCAACUACUGUAGUGUUUGCCCAUGAUAGGAGCCAAAAGACCAGCUAAUGCGUUUAAAAACGCUUUUGUCUCCAUCGGAAUGUUUUGUUUUCAAUUGUGCGCCAUUUGUUGGCUUUCGUCCCGAAUGAUUUUUGCAAAAAGCUUUUCUUACCUGAAGAUAGCACCUAGACUUGCAUUUGGCUCGAUAUAUUUCAUAUCCAGCACUUUGGAACUUUUGGGAUGCGAAUAAUGGGGAUGCGAUUGUGAAUAAUAACAAUAAAAAAGAAAAAAAGGUAUAAGGACAUUUUUAGAUACAUUUGCUACAUUGCUACUUUGCUACAUUGCUGCUUUGCUACAGUUGGUCAAAAAGAAAAAAAAAAGGUAUAAGGACAUUUUUAGAUACAUUUGAUACUGCGCUUGAAGAUGAACUACUGGUCCACCUCGGCCCUCUCCAAGUCCUCCUCCACAGGCCGCAUCACGGACAAAUGUCUUAUUGCAUCCCUCUUGCGUACAAACGCAUGGUCCUCACAAACCUCGGCCCUCUCCAAGUUGAAGAUGGACUACUGGUCCACCUAGGUCCUCUCCAAGUCCUCCUCCUUGUUUGCGAGGUCGACAAAACAGUAUGUACACCAGUUCGACUCGUUUUGUCUGGAAGUGCUUUGAUAAAUAUACAAAAAAGAAAAGACAGGUCGGACAACUACUCAAGUACUGUAGUGUUUGCCCAUGAUAGGAGCCAAAAGACCAGCUAAUGCGUUUAAAAACGCUUUUGUCUCAAUCGGAAUGUUUUGUUUUCAACUGUGCGCCAUUUGUUGGCUUUCAUCCCGAAUGAUUUUUGCAAAAAGCUUUUCUUACCUGAAGAUAGCACCUAGACUUGCAUUUGGCUCGAUAUAUUUCAUAUCCGGCAUUUUGAAACUUUUGGGAUAUAUUUCAUAUCCGGCACUUUGGAACUUUUGGGAUGCGAUUGUGAAUAAUAACAAUAAAAAAGAAAAAAAGGUAUAAGGACAUUUUUAGAUACAUUUGAUACAUUUGCUACAUUGCUACUUUGCUACAUUGCUGCUUUGCUACAGUUGAUCAAAAAGAAAAAAAAAGGUAUAAGGACAUUUUUAGAUACAUUUGAUACUGCGCUUGAAGAUGAACUACUGGUCCACCUCGGCCCUCUCCAAGUCCUCCUCCACGGCCGCAUCACGCACAAAUGUCUUAUUGCAUCCCUAUUGCGUACAAACGCAUGGUCCUCACACACCUCGGCCCUCUCCAAGUUGAAGAUGAACUACUGGUCCAUCUCGGUCCUCUCCAAGUCCUACUCCUUGUUUGCGAGGUCAACAAAACAGUAUGUACACCAGUUCGACUCGUUUUGUCUGGAAGUGCUUUGAUAAAUAUACAAAAAAGAAAAGACAGGUCGGACAACUACUCAAGUACUGUAGUGUUUGCCCAUGAUAGGAGCCAAAAGACCAGCUAAUGCGUUUAAAAACGCUUUUGUCUCCAUCGGAAUGUUUUGUUUUCAACUGUGCGCCAUUUGUUGGCUUUCGUCCCGAAUGAUUUUUGCAAAAAGCUUUUCUUACCUGAAGAUAGCACCUAGACUUGCAUUUGGCUCGAUAUAUUUCAUAUCCGGCACUUUGGAACUUUUGGGAUGCGAAUAAUGGGGAUGCGAUUGUGAAUAAUAACAAUUAAAAAGAAAAAAAGGUAUAAGGACAUUUUUAGAUACAUUUGAUACAUUUGCUACAUUGCUACUUUGCUGCUUUGCUACAGUUGAUCAAAAGGAAAAUAAAGGUAUAAGGACAUUUUUAGAUACAUUUGAUACUGCGCUUGAAGAUGAACUACUGGUCCACCUCGGCCCUCUCCAAGUCCUCCUCCACGGCCGCAUCACGCACAAAUGUCUUAUUGCAUCCCUCUUGCGUACAAACGCAUGGUCCUCACACACCUCGGCCCUCUCCAAGUUGAAGAUGAACUACUGGUCCACCUCGGUCCUCUCCAAGUCCUCCUCCUUGUUUGCGAGAUCGACAAAACAGUAUGUACACCAGUUCGACUCGUUUUGUCUGGAAGUGCUUUGAUAAAUAUACAAAAAAGAAAAGACAGGUCGGACAACUACUCAACUACUGUAGUGUUUGCCCAUGAUAGGAGCCAAAAGACCAGCUAAUGCGUUUAAAAACGAUUUUGUCUCCAUCGGAAUGUUUUGUUUUCAACUGUGCGCCAUUUCUUGGCGUUCGUCCCGAAUGAUUUUUGCAAAAAGAUUUUCUUACCUGAAGAUAGCACCUAGACUUGCAUUUGGCUCGAUAUAUUUCAUAUCCGGCAUUUUGAAACUUUUGGGAUGCGAAUAAUGGGGAUGCGAUUGUGAAUAAUAACAAUAAAAAAGAAAAAAGGGUAUAAGGACAUUUUUAGAUACAUUUGAUACAUUGCUACUUUGCUACAUUGCUACUUUGCUACAGUUGAUCAAAAAGAAAAAAAAGGUAUAAGGACAUUUUUAGAUACAUUUGAUACUGCGCUUGAAGAUGAACUACUGGUCCACCUCGGCCCUCUCCAAGUCCUCCUCCACGGCCCCAUCACGCAGAAAUGUCUUAUUGCAUCCCUCUUGCGUACAAACGCAUGGUCCUCACACAGCUCGGCCCUCUCCAAGUUGAAGAUGAACUACUUGUCCAUCUUGGUCCUCUCCAAGUCCUCCUCCUUGUUUGCGAGAUCGACAAAACAGUAUGUACACCAGUUCGACUCGUUUUGUCUGGAAGUGCUUUGAUAAAUAUACAAAAAAGAAAAGACAGGUCGGACAACUACUCAACUACUGUAGUGUUUGCCCAUGAUAGGAGCCAAAAGACCAGCUAAUGCGUUUAAAAACGCUUUUGUCUCCAUCGGAAUGUUUUGUUUUCAACUCUGCGCCAUUUGUUGGCUUUCGUCCCGAAUGAUUUUUGCACAAAGCUUUUCUUACCUGAAGAUAGCACCUAGACUUGCAUUUGGCUCGAUAUAUUUCAUAUCCGGCAUUUUGAAACUUUUGGGAUGCGAUUGUGAAUAAUAACAAUAAAAAAGAAAAAAAAGGUAUAAGGACAUUUUUAGAUACAUUUGAUACUGCGCUUGAAGAUGAACUACUGGUCCACCUCGGCCCUCUCCAAGUCCUCCUCCACGGCCGCAUCACGCACAAAUGUCUUAUUGCAUCCCUCUUGCGUACAAACGCAUGGUCCUCACACACCUCGGCCCUCUCCAAGUUGAAGAUGAACUACUGGUCCAUCUCGGUCCUCUCCAAGUCCUACUCCUGGUUGCGAGGUCAACAAAACAGUAUGUACACCAGUUCGACUCGUUUUGUCUGGAAGUGCUUUGAUAAAUAUACAAAAAAGAAAAGACAGGUCGGACAACUACUCAACUACUCAACUACUGUAGUGUUUGCCCAUGAUAGGAGCCAAAAGACCAGCUAAUGCGUUUAAAAACGCUUUUGUCUCCAUCGGAAUGUUUUGUUUUCAACUGUGCGCCAUUUGUUGGCUUUCGUCCCGAAUGAUUUUUGCAAAAAGAUUUUCUUACCUGAAGAUAGCACCUAGACUUGCAUUUGGCUCGAUAUAUUUCAUAUCCGGCAUUUUGAAACUUUUGCGAUGUGAUUGUGAAUAAUAACAAUAAAAAAGAAAAAAAAGGUAUAAGGACAUUUUUAGAUACAUUUGAUACAUUUGCUAUAUUGCUACUUUGCUACAGUUGAUCAAAAAGAAAAAAAAAAGGUAUAAGGACAUUUUUAGAUACAUUUGAUACUGCGCUUGAAGAUGAACUACUGGUCCACCUCGGCCCUCUCCAAGUCCUCCUCCACGGCCGCAUCACGCACAAAUGUCUUAUUGCAUCCCUCUUGCGUACAAACGCAUGGUCCUCACACACCUCGGCCCUCUCCAAGUUGAAGAUGGACUACUGGUCCACCUCGGUCCUCUCCAAGUCCUCCUCCUUGUUUGUGAGAUCGACAAAACAGUAUGUACACCAGUUCGACUCGUUUUGUCUGGAAGUGCUUUGAUAAAUAUACAAAAAAGAAAAGACAGGUCGGACAACUACUCAAGUACUGUAGUGUUUGCCCAUGAUAGGAGCCAAAAGACCAGCUAAUGCGUUUAAAAACGCUUUUGUCUCCAUCGGAAUGUUUUGUUUUCAACUGUGCGCCAUUUCUUGGCUUUCGUCCCGAAUGAUUUUUGCAAAAAGAUUUUCUUACCUGAAGAUAGCACCUAGACUUGCAUUUGGCUCGAUAUAUUUCAUAUCCGGCAUUUUGAAACUUUUGGGAUGCGAAUAAUGGGGAUGCGAUUGUGAAUAAUAACAAUAAAAAAGAAAAAAGGUAUAAGGACAUUUUUAGAUACAUUUGCUACAUUGCUACAUUGCUGCUUUGCUACAGUUGAUCAAAAAGAAAAAUAAGGUAUAAGGACAUUUUUAGAUACAUUUGAUACUGCGCUUGAAGAUGAAGUACUGGUCCACCUCGGCCCUCUCCAAGUCCUCCUCCACGGCCGCAUCACGCACAAAUGUCUUAUUGCAUCCCUCUUGCGUACACACGCAUGGUCCUAACACACCUCGGCCCUCUCCAAGUUGAAGAUGAACUACUUGUCCAUCUUGGUCCUCUCCAAGUCCUCCUCCUUGUUUGCGAGAUCGACAAAACAGUAUGUACACCAGUUCGACUCGUUUUGUCUGGAAAUGCUUUGAUAAAUAUACAAAAAAGAAAAGACAGGUCGGACAACUACUCAACUACUGUAGUGUUUGCCCAUGAUAGGAGCCAAAAGACCAGCUAAUGCGUUUAAAAACGCUUUUGUCUCCAUCGGAAUGUUUUGUUUUCAACUGUGCGCCAUUUGUUGGCUUUCGUCCCGAAUGAUUUUUGCAAAAAGCUUUUCUUACCUGAAGAUAGCACCUAGACUUGCAUUUGGCUCGAUAUAUUUCAUAUCCGGCAUUUUGAAACUUUUGGGAUAUAUUUCAUAUCCGGCACUUUGGAACUUUUGGGAUGCGAUUGUGAAUAAUAACAAUAAAAAAGAAAAAAAGGUAUAAGGACAUUUUUAGAUACAUUUGAUACAUUUGCUACAUUGCUACUUUGCUACAUUGCUGCUUUGCUACAGUUGAUCAAAAAGAAAAAAAAAGGUAUAAGGACAUUUUUAGAUACAUUUGAUACUGCGCUUGAAGAUGAACUACUGGUCCACCUCGGCCCUCUCCAAGUCCUCCUCCACGGCCGCAUCACGCACAAAUGUCUUAUUGCAUCCCUCUUGCGUACAAACGCAUGGUCCUCACACACCUCGGCCCUCUCCAAGUUGAAGAUGAACUACUUGUCCAUCUUGGUCCUCCCCAAGUCCUCCUCCUUGUUUGCGAGGUCGACAAAACAGUAUGUACACCAGUUCGCGUCGUUUUGUCUAGAAGUGCUUUGGUAAAUAUACAAAAAAGAUAAGACAGGUCGGACAACUACUCAAGUACUGUAGUGUUUGCCCAUGAUAGGAGCCAAAAGACCAGCUAAUGCGUUUAAAAACGCUUUUGUCUCCAUCGGAAUGUUUUGUUUUCAACUGUGCGCCAUUUGUUGGCUUUCGUCCCGAAUGAUUUUUGCAAAAAGCUUGUCUUACCUGAAGAUAGCACCUAGACUUGCAUUUGGCUCGAUAUAUUUCAUAUCCGCCACUUUGGAACUUUUGGGAUGCGAAUAAUGGGGAUGCGAUUGUGAAUAAUAACAAUAAAAAAGAAAAAAAAGGUAUAAGGACAUUUUUAGAUACAUUUGAUACUGCGCUUGAAGAUGAACUACUGGUCCACCUCGGUCCUCUCCAAGUCCUACUCCUUGUUUGCGAGAUCGACAAAACAGUAUGUACACCAGUUCGACUCGUUUUGUCUGGAAGUGCUUUGAUAAAUAUACAAAAAAGAAAAGACAGGUCGUACAACUACUCAACUAGUGUAGUGUUUGCCCAUGAUAGGAGCCAAAAGACCAGCUAAUGCGUUUAAAAACGCUUUUGUCUCCAUCGGAAUGUUUUGUUUUCAACUGUGCGCCAUUUGUUGGCUUUCGUCCCGAAUGAUUUUUGCAAAAAGAUUUUCUUACCUGAAGAUAGCACCUAGACUUGCAUUUGGCUCGAUAUAUUUCAUAUCCGGGAUUUUGAAACUUUUGGGAUGCGAUUGUGAAUAAUAACAAUAAAAAAGAAAAAAAGGUAUAAGGACAUUUUUAGAUACAUUUGAUACUGCGCUUGAAGAUGAACUACUGGUCCACCUCGGCCCUCUCCAAGUCCUCCUCCACGGCCGCAUCACGCACAAAUGUCUUAUUGCAUCCCUCUUGCGUACAAACGCAUGGUCCUCACACACCUCGGCCCUCUCCAAGUUGAAGUUGAACUACUGGUCCACCUCGGUCCUCUCCAAGUCCUCCUCCUUGUUUGCGAGCUCGACAAAACAGUAUGUACACCAGUUCGACUCGUUUUGUCUGGAAGUGCUUUGAUAAAUAUACAAAAAAGAAAAGACCGGUCGGACAACUACUCAACUACUGUAGUGUUUGCCCAUGAUAGGAGCCAAAAGAUCAGCUAAUGCGUUUAAAAACGCUUUUGUCUCCAUCGGAAUGUUUUGUUUUCAACUGUGCGCCAUUUGUUGGCUUUCGUCCCGAAUGAUUUUUGCAAAAAGCUUGUCUUACCUGAAGAUAGCACCUAGACUUGCAUUUGGCUCGAUAUAUUUCAUAUCCGGCACUUUGGAACUUUUGGGAUGUGGAUAAUGGGGAUGCGAUUGUGAAUAAUAACAAUAAAAAAGAAAAAAAAGGUAUAAGGACACUUUUAGAUACAUUUGAUACAUUUGAUACAUUGCUGCUUUGCUACAGUUGAUAAAAAAAAAAAGGUAUAAGGACAUUUUUAGAUACAUUUGAUACUGCGCUUGAAGAUGAACUACUGGUCCACCUCGGCCCUCUCCAAGUCCUCCUCCACGGCCGCAUCACGCACAAAUGUCUUAUUGCAUCCCUCUUGCGUACAAACGCAUGGUCCUCACACACCUCGGCCCUCUCCAAGUUGAAGAUGAACUACUGGCCCACCUCGGCCCUCUGCAAGUCCUCCUCCUUGUUUGCGAGGUCGACAAAACAGUAUGUACACGAGUUCGUGUCGUUUUGUCUGGAAGUGCUUGGAUAAAUAUACAAAAAAGAAAAGACAGGUCGGACAACUACUCAACUACUGUAGUACACUUUGGAACUUUUGGGAUGCGAAUAAUGGAGAUGCGAUUGUGAAUAAUAACAAUAAAAAAGAAAAAAAAGGUAUAAGGACAUUUUUAGAUACAUUUGAUACAUUUGCUACAUUGCUACUUUGCUACAUUGCUGCUUUGCUACAGUUGAUCAAAAAGAAAAAAGGUAUAAGGACAUUUUUAGAUACAUUUGAUACUGCGCUUGAAGAUGAACUACUGGUCCACCUCGGCCCUCUCCAAGUCCUCCUCCACGGCCGCAUCACGCACACAUGUCUUAUUGCAUCCCUCUUGCGUACAAACGCAUGGUCCUCACACACCUCGGCCCUCUCCAAGUUGAAGAUGAACUACUGGUCCAACUCGGCCCUCUGCAAGUCCUCCUCCUUGUUUGCGAGGUCGACAAAACAGUAUGUACACGAGUUCGUGUCGUUUUGUCUGGAAGUGCUUGGAUAAAUAUACAAAAAAGAAAAGACAGGUCGGACAACUACUCAACUACUGUAGUACACUUUGGAACUUUUGGGAUGCGAAUAAUGGAGAUGCGAUUGUGAAUAAUAACAAUAAAAAAGAAAAAAAAGGUAUAAGGACAUUUUUAGAUACAUUUGAUACAUUUGCUACAUUGCUACUUUGCUACAUUGCUGCUUUGCUACAGUUGAUCAAAAAGAAAAAAGGUAUAAGGACAUUUUUAGAUACAUUUGAUACUGCGCUUGAAGAUGAACUACUGGUCCACCUCGGCCCUCUCCAAGUCCUCCUCCACGGCCGCAUCACGCACACAUGUCUUAUUGCAUCCCUCUUGCGUACAAACGCAUGGUCCUCACACACCUCGGCCCUCUCCAAGUUGAAGAUGAACUACUGGUCCAACUCGGCCCUCUCCAAGUCCUCCUCCUUGUUUGCGAGGUCGACAAAACAGUAUGUACACCAGUUCGCGUCGUUUUGUCUGGAAGUGCUUUGAUAAAUAUACAAAAAAGAAAUGACAGGUCGUACAACUACUCAACUACUGUAGUGUUUGCCCAUGAUAGGAGCCAAAAGACCAGCUAAUGCGUUUAAAAACGCUUUUGUCUCCAUCGGAAUGCUUUGUUUUCAACUGUGCGUCAUUUGUUGGCUUUCGUCCCGAAUGAUUUUUGCAAAAAGCUUUUCUUACCUGAAGAUAGCACCUAGACUUGCAUUUGGCUCGAUAUAUUUCAUAUCCGGCACUUUGGAACUUUUGGGAUGCGAAUAAUGGGGAUGCGAUUGUGAAUAAUAACAAUAAAAAAGAAAAGAAAAAGGUAUAAGGACAUUUUUAGAUACAUUUGAUACAUUUGCUACAUUGCUACUUUGCUACAUUGCUGCUUUGCUACCGUUGAUCAAAAAGAAAAAAAAGGUAUAAGGACAUUUUUAGAUACAUUUGAUACUGCGCUUGAAGAUGAACUACUGGUCCACCUCGGCCCUCUCCAAGUCCUCCCCCACGGCCGCCUCACGCACAAAUGUCUUAUUGCAUCCCUCUUGCGUAGAAACGCAUGGUCCUCACAAACCUCGGCCCUCUCCAAGUUGAAGAUGAACUACUGGUCCACCUCGGUCCUCUCCAAGUCCUCCUCCUUGUUUGCGAGGUCGACAAAACAGCAUGUACACCAGUUCGACUCGUUUUGUCUGGAAGUGCUUUGAUAAAUAUACAAAAAAGAAACGACAGGUCGGACAACUACUCAACUACUGUAGUGUUUGCCCAUGAUAGGAGCCAAAAGACCAGCUAAUGCGUUGAAAAACGCUUUUGUCUCCAUCGGAAUGUUUUGUUUUCAACUGUGCGCCAUUUGUUGGCUUUCGUCCCGAAUGAUUUUUGCAAAAAGCUUUUCUUACCUGAAGAUAGCAAUUAGACUUGCAUUUGGCUCGAUACAUUUCAUAUCCGUCAUUUUGAAACUUUUGGGAUGCGAAUAAUGGGGAUGCGAUUGGGAAUAAUAACAAUAAAAAAGAAAAAAAGGUAUAAGGACAUUUUUAGAUACAUUUGAUACAUUUGCUACAUUGCUACUUUGCUACACUGCUGCUUUGCUACAGUUGAUCAAAAAGAAAAAAAAGGUAUAAGGACAUUUUUAGAUACAUUUGAUACUGCGCUUGAAGAUGAACUACUGGUCCACCUCGGCCCUCUCCAAGUCCUCCUCCACGGCCGCAUCACGCACAAAUGUCUUAUUGCAUCCCUCUUGCGUACAAACGCAUGGUCCUCACACACCUCGGCCCUCUCCAAGUUGAAGAUGAACUACUGGUCCAACUCGGCCCUCUCCAAGUCCUCCUCCUUGUUUGCGAGGUCGACAAAACAGUAUGUACACGAGUUCGUGUCGUUUUGUCUGGAAGUGCUUGGAUAAAUAUACAAAAAAGAAAAGACAGGUCGGACAACUACUCAACUACUGUAGUACACUUUGGAACUUUUGGGAUGCGAAUAAUGGAGAUGCGAUUGUGAAUAAUAACAAUAAAAAAGAAAAAAAAGGUAUAAGGACAUUUUUAGAUACAUUUGAUACAUUUGCUACAUUGCUACUUUGCUACAUUGCUGCUUUGCUACAGUUGAUCAAAAAGAAAAAAGGUAUAAGGACAUUUUUAGAUACAUUUGAUACUGCGCUUGAAGAUGAACUACUGGUCCACCUCGGCCCUCUCCAAGUCCUCCUCCACGGCCGCAUCACGCACACAUGUCUUAUUGCAUCCCUCUUGCGUACAAACGCAUGGUCCUCGCACACCUCGGCCCUCUCCAAGUUGAAGAUGAACUACUGGUCCAACUCGGCCCUCUCCAAGUCCUCCUCCUUGUUUGCGAGGUCGACAAAACAGUAUGUACACCAGUUCGCGUCGUUUUGUCUGGAAGUGCUUUGAUAAAUAUACAAAAAAGAAAUGACAGGUCGUACAACUACUCAACUACUGUAGUGUUUGCCCAUGAUAGGAGCCAAAAGACCAGCUAAUGCGUUUAAAAACGCUUUUGUCUCCAUCGGAAUGCUUUGUUUUCAACUGUGCGUCAUUUGUUGGCUUUCGUCCCGAAUGAUUUUUGCAAAAAGCUUUUCUUACCUGAAGAUAGCACCUAGACUUGCAUUUGGCUCGAUAUAUUUCAUAUCCGGCACUUUGGAACUUUUGGGAUGCGAAUAAUGGGGAUGCGAUUGUGAAUAAUAACAAUAAAAAAGAAAAGAAAAAGGUAUAAGGACAUUUUUAGAUACAUUUGAUACAUUUGCUACAUUGCUACUUUGCUACAUUGCUGCUUUGCUACCGUUGAUCAAAAAGAAAAAAAAGGUAUAAGGACAUUUUUAGAUACAUUUGAUACUGCGCUUGAAGAUGAACUACUGGUCCACCUCGGCCCUCUCCAAGUCCUCCCCCACGGCCGCCUCACGCACAAAUGUCUUAUUGCAUCCCUCUUGCGUAGAAACGCAUGGUCCUCACAAACCUCGGCCCUCUCCAAGUUGAAGAUGAACUACUGGUCCACCUCGGUCCUCUCCAAGUCCUCCUCCUUGUUUGCGAGGUCGACAAAACAGCAUGUACACCAGUUCGACUCGUUUUGUCUGGAAGUGCUUUGAUAAAUAUACAAAAAAGAAAAGACCGGUCGGACAACUACUCAACUACUGUAGUGUUUGCCCAUGAUAGGAGCCAAAAGACCAGCUAAUGCGUUGAAAAACGCUUUUGUCUCCAUCGGAAUGUUUUGUUUUCAACUGUGCGCCAUUUGUUGGCUUUCGUCCCGAAUGAUUUUUGCAAAAAGCUUUUCUUACCUGAAGAUAGCACCUAGACUUGCAUUUGGCUCGAUAUAUUUCAUAUCCGGCACUUUGGAACUUUUGGGAUGCGAAUAAUGGGGAUGCGGUUGUGAAUAAUAACAAUAAAAAAGAAAAAAAGGGUAUAAGGACAUUUUUAGAUACAUUUGAUACAUUGCUACUUUGCUACAUUGCUGCUUUGCUACAGUUGAUCAAAAAGAAAACAAAAGGUUUAAGGACAUUUUUAGAUACAUUUGAUACUGCGCUUUAAGAUGAACUACUGGUCCACCUCGGCCCUCUCCAAGUCCUCCUCCACGGCCGCAUCACGCACAAAUGUCUUAUUGCAUCCCUCUUGCGUACAAACGCAUGGUCCUCACACACCUCGGCCCUCUCCAAGUUGAAGAUGAACUACUUGUCCAUCUUGGUCCUCCCCAAGUCCUCCUCCUUGUUUGCGAGGUCGACAAAACAGUAUGUACACCAGUUCGCGUCGUUUUGUCUAGAAGUGCUUUGGUAAAUAUACAAAAAAGAUAAGACAGGUCGGACAACUACUCAAGUACUGUAGUGUUUGCCCAUGAUAGGAGCCAAAAGACCAGCUAAUGCGUUUAAAAACGCUUUUGUCUCCAUCGGAAUGUUUUGUUUUCAACUGUGCGCCAUUUGUUGGCUUUCGUCCCGAAUGAUUUUUGCAAAAAGCUUGUCUUACCUGAAGAUAGCACCUAGACUUGCAUUUGGCUCGAUAUAUUUCAUAUCCGCCACUUUGGAACUUUUGGGAUGCGAAUAAUGGGGAUGCGAUUGUGAAUAAUAACAAUAAAAAAGAAAAAAAAGGUAUAAGGACAUUUUUAGAUACAUUUGAUACUGCGCUUGAAGAUGAACUACUGGUCCACCUCGGCCCUCUCCAAGUCCUCCUCCACGGCCGCAUCACGCACAAAUGUCUUAUUGCAUCCCUCUUGCGUACAAACGCAUGGUCCUCACACACCUCGGCCCUCUCCAAGUUGAAGAUGAACUACUGGCCCACCUCGGCCCUCUGCAAGUCCUCCUCCUUGUUUGCGAGGUCGACAAAACAGUAUGUACACGAGUUCGUGUCGUUUUGUCUGGAAGUGCUUGGAUAAAUAUACAAAAAAGAAAAGACAGGUCGGACAACUACUCAACUACUGUAGUACACUUUGGAACUUUUGGGAUGCGAAUAAUGGAGAUGCGAUUGUGAAUAAUAACAAUAAAAAAGAAAAAAAAGGUAUAAGGACAUUUUUAGAUACAUUUGAUACAUUUGCUACAUUGCUACUUUGCUACAUUGCUGCUUUGCUACAGUUGAUCAAAAAGAAAAAAGGUAUAAGGACAUUUUUAGAUACAUUUGAUACUGCGCUUGAAGAUGAACUACUGGUCCACCUCGGCCCUCUCCAAGUCCUCCUCCACGGCCGCAUCACGCACACAUGUCUUAUUGCAUCCCUCUUGCGUACAAACGCAUGGUCCUCACACACCUCGGCCCUCUCCAAGUUGAAGAUGAACUACUGGUCCAACUCGGCCCUCUCCAAGUCCUCCUCCUUGUUUGCGAGGUCGACAAAACAGUAUGUACACGAGUUCGUGUCGUUUUGUCUGGAAGUGCUUGGAUAAAUAUACAAAAAAGAAAAGACAGGUCGGACAACUACUCAACUACUGUAGUACACUUUGGAACUUUUGGGAUGCGAAUAAUGGAGAUGCGAUUGUGAAUAAUAACAAUAAAAAAGAAAAAAAAGGUAUAAGGACAUUUUUAGAUACAUUUGAUACAUUUGCUACAUUGCUACUUUGCUACAUUGCUGCUUUGCUACAGUUGAUCAAAAAGAAAAAAGGUAUAAGGACAUUUUUAGAUACAUUUGAUACUGCGCUUGAAGAUGAACUACUGGUCCACCUCGGCCCUCUCCAAGUCCUCCUCCACGGCCGCAUCACGCACACAUGUCUUAUUGCAUCCCUCUUGCGUACAAACGCAUGGUCCUCACACACCUCGGCCCUCUCCAAGUUGAAGAUGAACUACUGGUCCAACUCGGCCCUCUCCAAGUCCUCCUCCUUGUUUGCGAGGUCGACAAAACAGUAUGUACACCAGUUCGCGUCGUUUUGUCUGGAAGUGCUUUGAUAAAUAUACAAAAAAGAAAUGACAGGUCGUACAACUACUCAACUACUGUAGUGUUUGCCCAUGAUAGGAGCCAAAAGACCAGCUAAUGCGUUUAAAAACGCUUUUGUCUCCAUCGGAAUGCUUUGUUUUCAACUGUGCGUCAUUUGUUGGCUUUCGUCCCGAAUGAUUUUUGCAAAAAGCUUUUCUUACCUGAAGAUAGCACCUAGACUUGCAUUUGGCUCGAUAUAUUUCAUAUCCGGCACUUUGGAACUUUUGGGAUGCGAAUAAUGGGGAUGCGAUUGUGAAUAAUAACAAUAAAAAAGAAAAGAAAAAGGUAUAAGGACAUUUUUAGAUACAUUUGAUACAUUUGCUACAUUGCUACUUUGCUACAUUGCUGCUUUGCUACCGUUGAUCAAAAAGAAAAAAAAGGUAUAAGGACAUUUUUAGAUACAUUUGAUACUGCGCUUGAAGAUGAACUACUGGUCCACCUCGGCCCUCUCCAAGUCCUCCCCCACGGCCGCCUCACGCACAAAUGUCUUAUUGCAUCCCUCUUGCGUAGAAACGCAUGGUCCUCACAAACCUCGGCCCUCUCCAAGUUGAAGAUGAACUACUGGUCCACCUCGGUCCUCUCCAAGUCCUCCUCCUUGUUUGCGAGGUCGACAAAACAGCAUGUACACCAGUUCGACUCGUUUUGUCUGGAAGUGCUUUGAUAAAUAUACAAAAAAGAAACGACAGGUCGGACAACUACUCAACUACUGUAGUGUUUGCCCAUGAUAGGAGCCAAAAGACCAGCUAAUGCGUUGAAAAACGCUUUUGUCUCCAUCGGAAUGUUUUGUUUUCAACUGUGCGCCAUUUGUUGGCUUUCGUCCCGAAUGAUUUUUGCAAAAAGCUUUUCUUACCUGAAGAUAGCAAUUAGACUUGCAUUUGGCUCGAUACAUUUCAUAUCCGUCAUUUUGAAACUUUUGGGAUGCGAAUAAUGGGGAUGCGAUUGGGAAUAAUAACAAUAAAAAAGAAAAAAAGGUAUAAGGACAUUUUUAGAUACAUUUGAUACAUUUGCUACAUUGCUACUUUGCUACACUGCUGCUUUGCUACAGUUGAUCAAAAAGAAAAAAAAGGUAUAAGGACAUUUUUAGAUACAUUUGAUACUGCGCUUGAAGAUGAACUACUGGUCCACCUCGGCCCUCUCCAAGUCCUCCUCCACGGCCGCAUCACGCACAAAUGUCUUAUUGCAUCCCUCUUGCGUACAAACGCAUGGUCCUCACACACCUCGGCCCUCUCCAAGUUGAAGAUGAACUACUGGUCCAACUCGGCCCUCUCCAAGUCCUCCUCCUUGUUUGCGAGGUCGACAAAACAGUAUGUACACGAGUUCGUGUCGUUUUGUCUGGAAGUGCUUGGAUAAAUAUACAAAAAAGAAAAGACAGGUCGGACAACUACUCAACUACUGUAGUACACUUUGGAACUUUUGGGAUGCGAAUAAUGGAGAUGCGAUUGUGAAUAAUAACAAUAAAAAAGAAAAAAAAGGUAUAAGGACAUUUUUAGAUACAUUUGAUACAUUUGCUACAUUGCUACUUUGCUACAUUGCUGCUUUGCUACAGUUGAUCAAAAAGAAAAAAGGUAUAAGGACAUUUUUAGAUACAUUUGAUACUGCGCUUGAAGAUGAACUACUGGUCCACCUCGGCCCUCUCCAAGUCCUCCUCCACGGCCGCAUCACGCACACAUGUCUUAUUGCAUCCCUCUUGCGUACAAACGCAUGGUCCUCGCACACCUCGGCCCUCUCCAAGUUGAAGAUGAACUACUGGUCCAACUCGGCCCUCUCCAAGUCCUCCUCCUUGUUUGCGAGGUCGACAAAACAGUAUGUACACCAGUUCGCGUCGUUUUGUCUGGAAGUGCUUUGAUAAAUAUACAAAAAAGAAAUGACAGGUCGUACAACUACUCAACUACUGUAGUGUUUGCCCAUGAUAGGAGCCAAAAGACCAGCUAAUGCGUUUAAAAACGCUUUUGUCUCCAUCGGAAUGUUUUGUUUUCAACUGUGCGCCAUUUGUUGGCUUUCGUCCCGAAUGAUUUUUGCAAAAAGCUUUUCUUACCUGAAGAUAGCACCUAGACUUGCAUUUGGCUCGAUAUAUUUCAUAUCCGGCAUUUUGAAACUUUUGGGAUAUAUUUCAUAUCCGGCACUUUGGAACUUUUGGGAUGCGAUUGUGAAUAAUAACAAUAAAAAAGAAAAAAAGGUAUAAGGACAUUUUUAGAUACAUUUGAUACAUUUGCUACAUUGCUACUUUGCUACAUUGCUGCUUUGCUACAGUUGAUCAAAAA
This is a messenger RNA of Nematostella vectensis (starlet sea anemone), 20088 nucleotides long. RefSeq lists its product as uncharacterized. NCBI's taxonomy places the organism in Eukaryota, Metazoa, Cnidaria, Anthozoa, Actiniaria, Edwardsiidae. Gene Ontology annotation, molecular function: DNA binding. The record is from RefSeq and is a predicted model, not a curated record. The coding region runs from base 1 to 1413 and encodes 470 amino acids. Gene Ontology annotation, biological process: DNA recombination; DNA integration. The transcript is spliced from 8 exons.